Messenger RNA from Bactrocera dorsalis (oriental fruit fly), 2934 nucleotides. RefSeq lists its product as hypothetical. NCBI's taxonomy places the organism in Eukaryota, Metazoa, Arthropoda, Insecta, Diptera, Tephritidae. Gene Ontology annotation, molecular function: chitin binding. The record is from RefSeq and is a predicted model, not a curated record. Bases 626 to 2470 code for a protein of 614 amino acids. The transcript is spliced from 7 exons. Gene Ontology annotation, cellular component: extracellular region.
AAAUAAUAAAAAAAGAGAAACAAAAGCAUACUAACAUAUGCAAAUUGCCUGCUCACAGCAGCAGUCUACCGAAGACGUGCUCAUAAAGUGUAAAAAUUAACGAAAAUCAAAUAACACAAAAUUGGCGUUUGUGCGCAUGCGUUCACGCUGCUCGAAUAAAUACGUGAAAAAAAUCAAUUUCUUGCUCCCAAAAUACAACCAAUUUACAUAUACACAUAUUUGUCUGCAUAUGCUUCCUGCGUGCUAUAUUUUCCAUGCGUAUUUUCACUUUUAAACACCGUGAUUUUUGUUUUUUUCUUAUUUUUUGGUGUGUAUAAUUUCUCAACACUGUUUGCAUAUGCUUAUCGCUUACAAAAAAUGUGCCUGUGAUAUGUGAUUUUUGAUGCUAUCGUUUAUGAUUUUAGUUUGGUAUGUUAAAAAUUUGCAUUUCUACUGAUUUAAGUGUGUCUACAGUGUGUCAAAGCGAAACAAAAUAUCUGCAAAAGUGAAAAAAUAAUUGUGUAAAUUAAUUUGAAAUAUUCAAAAGGCAAAUAGUGACAUAGUUUAAUCAACAAUUAGUAAGUCAUAUAUACAACAACUGUUAAUUUGGCAUUUGUUUCAUUUGUUGUAUUGACGCUGGCGAAAGAUGAACUUCUUCGUGAUCGGAUUUCUAAUAAUGCAGGCGGCAAGAUUGGCUUGCGGGACAUGCGUUUUUGAAUCUGAAUUUGGUUUCAUACUCAAUUGUAACUUCAAAAAGUCUGGACUAUUUCGUGUAAGGAAUUUGGGCGGCCUAAAAGCACAUUUUGGUUUAGGUUUCAGUUUAGGCGAUGAACUGGGCUUCGCUGAAUCGCUCGGCAAUGUAGAGGGUGAACCGGAGCGGCGACGAGCCAUUAGCUAUAAAAAUGGGCCACCACCAAGCGCUGCAGGCGUAAUGCCUGCUACACAAAAGCCGCCAGUACAGCAUCCCAUACCCGAGAAACGCAUUGGCGCGCGAGCCUCUCCCAAUUACAACGCUGCUUACAGAGAGAAUCUUAAACGUCAAGUAGCGCCUACACAAUUAAUGACAGAGGCGAGACCUUUACCGUUAGGUGUACCAGCAUUCCGACCCAUACCGAAAACUGCAACCGUGCCUGUAGCGCAAAUGGCGCAGCGGCGUACGAAUGUUGCAGUGGACUCCCCAAAUCCGAGAGUUCGUCUCAACAACAAGUUGGUAGAAGGUUACUCCGAUCCAAUGAACUCCAAUCGUACCUUCCACGUUGCGAACCCUUCUGUCUCGCAACCGCUUGCGGUGCCCGCCUUCCAGGCAAUGCCUAAUUCGGUGGCACGUCUCGCUGCCGUUACAAAGUCCCUCACUAACGCAGAGGAACGGAUUAUGCAUGGACAGCCAAAUUACUUGCAGUUCGAGGAACCGAAAUUCGAUUUGAAGGAUGUGACGGUGGAGGAAUUAGCCUCAGCGGCCAAUGUCACCGUGGACACAAUCAAACAUGCAAUCUAUGUACGUGAACAACAAAUGAAAGCCGAGCAUCGUGCUAUGUUGGCGGCAAAGUUGCGUCAAGAAUUCGUACGUACUUCGACGACAGCGCGUACUACGACAACAACAACGCCAGCACCGUUACCAGUAGCAGCGAUUAAGGAAGCACAGGUUAUGAAUUGGGCUCAACCACAGAACGAACUCGACAGCCAGAAUAUCAAAGAGAAUGUAGCUUUCGAGAGUAAGAUGUCGAAGGUCAUGAAUGCACCACGCGAAUACUAUCCAGUUGGCUAUGACAAGAACUUCGAUGAUAACUUUAAGUCCAAAGUUGAUCUGCCACCGACGAGUUUCUCCUGCGGGAAGCAGAAACAUUUCCCAGGACUGUAUGCCGAUACAGAUCUUGGUUGCAUGGUGUUCCAUGUUUGUGCGCUCACCGAUGAUGGACUUGUGCGCAAAUCGUUCCUUUGCCCAGAGAGCACACUCUUCGAUCAAACAAUCUUGAAAUGCAACUGGUGGUUCUAUGUGGACUGCAGUGCCAGCAAAAGUGUCUACGACUCCAAUAUACCCAUCUCUAAGAGUUAUCAGCUCAUGAAGUCGCUCACUUACUUCUCCAAAUACAGUAAAAAUGCUGACAAUGAAGGCGGUGAUGGCGGUUUGGAUAUACAAACACUCAAAGAUUCCAUGGCUGAGGAAGAGAAUUCUAGAGCACGACGCGUGGACAGUGAUGAUAUACAUGUGUCGGACAAGGCGCGUAGUUUUGCUAUACACGUUGAAGAUACAACCACUGCAGCGCCGGAGAAAGCGUUAAGUGACGCUAUAAGCCCUACUUUGGAGACACGUAGAGUUGAAUUGAACAACGAUAUAAAAACGACGGCGGAUGACUUGUCAGAGAUCACCACUGCAGUGGAUAUUAUCACACCACAACCUGUCUACGAUCGCCUGGCUCAGCUGAAGGCCAAGUUGGACAGCAUCAAGGCGGCAAAUAGUCAGACUACAACACAAGAAACGAAUGAAGCUUGAGUAGGGGGGUUGAGCGCUUGGUAGCGCUUUGCAGGGAUUAAAAUUACUAAGUUAAUGGAAGUGGUGUUACGAAACGAAGCCUGCGCGAGUUGGUGGUGCAACGGUUGCUUUAAAUGAAGUCGAGUUAUAGUGUAUAAAGCUGCCAAGUAUGAGUUUCUAUACAAUGUUUGUAGGUCGUUAAGUAAAUACGUCAUUCCUAAAUAGUCAUUGUGCGCAUUUGAGAAAUUGAGCGAAAUAUAUAUAAAUAAUUGAAAUUAAAUCGGGGAUACGAUUGUUGCGCCAGCUUAGUGUUAAGUUUUCAAUAUAGUUCAAUCAGUAAAUUAAGUCACACAACAUCAAUAUAAGAAAAAGUAAAAAUCUGCGUGUGUGGGAGAUUCUUGGAUAUAUAUAAAAUGAACGUACAAUUACAUGUAAUGUAACUUAUUUAUUAUUUUAUGUUUUUUAAUAAAAAUAUAUACAAUAAA